Molecule: messenger RNA, 3074 nt
Organism: Apis florea (little honeybee)
Lineage: Eukaryota; Metazoa; Arthropoda; Insecta; Hymenoptera; Apidae
Gene: cysu
Product: peroxidase homolog
Biological process (GO): response to oxidative stress
Molecular function (GO): heme binding; peroxidase activity
Source: RefSeq, a predicted model, not a curated record
GCUUUCCACCACCAUACGCCACCGUGUAACGAAGUCGAUAAAGAACUACAUGGAUAUGCGCGUCUUGAGAGUAAGGUUAUACCGCAUUAUAUGAGACACUCGAUCAGUAAGUUUCUAACCAACAAUCACUCGACACUGAGGUAUAUCCAGUCAGUAAUCACUGACUAUAUCGACUGAAUCAGUAGAAGUGACUGACUAUUUGCACGACCGUUGCGCUGUCUGAGAUACUGGUGUCGAAUUUAUUUUGCCAACGUGCUUCCGGAACAUCGUUUCAUCUCUUUUAUUUUUGUUUCGUUUUAUUUUAAUUCUGUUCUUCCGAUUCUUCGAUCUUCAUUCGUGGAGAUUGAUCGUUGAUUUAAGAAAAACGUAGUUAAAAAGAAAAGUGUGUCGAAAGUGUUAUUCGCGUUCCUUUUUCGAGCAUUGCCUUUGAACAUUCUUCGUUUUAAUUAUCUACUAAAAAGAUCGGUUUACUGAAGAUUGGAACAGCAGCGUGGAGCACGUGGAUACAGAAUGUUGAGAUCCGUGAUAGGGCGGACACAAUCCGCAAUAAUCUGGCUUUUGCUGCUACUGGUAACCUGGCGAAACAAAGAUAGUUGCAACGGCCUGCAAUAUCAGCCGGUCGAGGUUUAUGCAAACGGCGAUGACUGCGCUCUGAUCCUGAAUGGGCCAGGGAGGACCACCGUCUUCGAUUAUACCUACAAUUUGUUACGUGGUUCUUUCCCACCGACAGCCGGAUCGCAGACAUGCAUCACUUACGACGCCGUGAAUCGAGCGUAUAUCGAAGCGAGAAAACGCAUCAAUGUGGCGCAACCCAAGAACAAAAUGUGGAGACCAGAGGAUUUAGCCACGGUCGGAGAACUUUUAUUAGAUAUCAGUGCGAACCUUGUACAAACAUACGGCCUAACCUUCGAAGAAAUCGAGAAAAGUCUACCCUUAAUCGACACUUCGAAGACCUUAAUUCGCGAGGUAUGCCCCGCCUUUUUGAGCAACGUGGAAUGUCGUGCUGGUAAAUAUCGAAGAAACGACGGAUUGUGCACAAAUUUGCAAAAUCCAACAUGGGGCGCGACACUAGCGCCCUUCCAAAGAGUGCUGAGUCCACGAUUCGCGGACGGUUUAACAGCGCCUAGAAUAUCGGUAACUAGUCAUGAUUUACCAUUAUCACGCAUAGUGUCACGCACUAUGCAUCCUGACGAGGGUUAUCACGAUCAUGCUGGCACAGUCAUGGUCAUCGCCUGGGGACAGUUUAUGGAUCACGACUAUACGUUAACUGGAACGCCUCUAGAUCCCCUGAACCGAAACGACCCGGAGGAAUGUUGCCAUCGGCCACCGCACCUGAAGAAUCCUUAUUGCAACGAGAUUCUUAUACCGGAAGACGAUUAUUUCUACAGACUGUUCAACGUGAAAUGCAUGGACUUCGUUCGCGCCUUUCCUGCUGUUCGACCUGGAUGCCGGCUCGGCUCCCGUGUGCCUUUCAAUCUUCUUACCGGUGUGCUCGAUGGGAACACGGUAUACGGAAUCACGGAAUCGUUCGCUAGGAAGCUACGAGCUGGUUAUGGAGGAUUGUUACGUAUGAAUCCAGUGUUCUCAGAAUACGGACUGAAGGAUUUAUUACCGCUCAAGCUGGAUAUUCCGGACGAGGGAUGCACUCGGCCGAAUCGAUCGAUGUACUGUUUCGAGGCGGGUGAGAUAAGAGUGAACGAGCAGCUAGUAUUAACCUGCAUGCACACUUUGAUGGCACGUGAGCAUAAUCGAAUUGCGAAGACGUUAAUUCAAAUAAAUCCUCAUUGGGACGAUGAAACGCUGUAUCAAGAAGCAAGAAGAAUCGUUAUUGCAGAAAUUCAACAUAUCACCUACAAUGAAUUUCUACCCAUUUUACUCGGCAAAGAUGUCAUGGAAAAGUUUGGACUUCUUCUUGAAAAAAAUAGCUAUUGGGAUGGUUACGACGAAAGCGUGAAUCCAUCUGUGAUUGAUGCUUUUGCCUCUGCAGCCUUCAGAUUCGGACACUCAUUAUUGCCAACGGCGGUCGAAAGGUGGAGUAAAGCUCAUAAAUUUAUUGCUUCGAAGAGACUAUCAGAUUUGAUUAGAAGACCGUUCGAUUUGUAUCGUGCUGGAGUUUUCGACGAAUACAUUAUGGGAUUGAUGAACCAAGUUGCUCAAGCUAUGGACGAUUCUAUUACGCAAGAAGUGACAAAUCAUUUAUUUAAAAAAGUUGGAGCUAAGUUUGGAUUAGAUCUGGUCUCAUUUAAUAUGCAACGAGGACGUGAAUUUGGUAUUCCAAGUUAUAUGGAAUUCAGAAAAUUCUGUGGACUUCCGUGGGUAGACACUUUUGACGAGCUACACGGUUCUAUGCCAAAUGAGACGAUCAGACGCUACAGCUCGAUUUUUGAGCAUCCAGCUGACGUCGAUCUCUGGUCCGGUGGUGUAUCUGAGAGACCACUUCCGGGUAGCAUGCUCGGGCCAACCUUCGCCUGUAUAAUCGCCACGCAAUUCAGUUAUUCCCGUCGAGGCGACCGAUUUUGGUAUGAGUUGCCGAACCAACCAUCGUCCUUCACUCUCGAUCAACUGAAUGAGAUUCGAAAAAUAAAACUCGCUAGAGUGAUCUGCGACAACACGGAUUUGAUCGACACUAUACAGAUUUAUCCCAUGGUAUUGCCCGAUCAUGAAAUAAACCCACGAGUACCCUGUCGAAGCGGCGUCCUGCCUAGUAUGGAUCUAACCAAAUGGGCGGAAUUCCCAACCGCGAAUCAUGCUCAAUACACGUAAAAAUUUAGCGAAAACUAUCGCCUAGACCAGAAAACCAUCACCAAUGUAGUGAAGAACAGUUACAACAGAGCCAAGAAGCACGACUUUUAGGCACUUUUACCCCGAGACACAUUACGGUAUCGUAGCGUAGGAAAUUAUAGAUGAACCUGCAUGUUCCAUUUCAAAUCAGCUUUAGGGACAUAAUAGAUGCGGACAUAAAUGCAACACAGUUGUUAUAGUUAUAGACAUCCGAAUAGACACCACUCUAGCGACUCUUUUAAUUAGAUGAAUAUAUUCCUAGAUAUUAAUUUAUUUUAUCAUCAAACUAGAAU